CUUUAAGCUCCUUCUGAAAUCUAAAGAAAAACCAAAACCAACUAGUUGUCUCUAGAGCUCUCUCUCUUCCUCCUUUCUCUCUCCUCCCACCCUUGGUUGUCUAUAUUAGCUUUUGAGCUUUUGUUGGUUUUUGGGGUUCGGGAAAAUGGCCAUGGCGGUGGCUCACCACAGAGAGAGCAGCAGUGGGAGCAGUAUAAACAAGCACCUCGAUGCCGGAAAAUAUGUACGUUACACAUCCGAGCAAGUUGAAGCUCUUGAGAGAGUCUACGCCGAGUGCCCGAAGCCGAGCUCUCUGCGCAGGCAACAGUUGAUCCGGGAGUGCUCCAUUUUAUCAAACAUUGAGCCCAGACAGAUCAAGGUCUGGUUCCAGAACCGCAGGUGUAGGGAGAAGCAGAGAAAAGAGUCCUCAAGACUGCAGACUGUAAACAGAAAAUUAUCGGCAAUGAACAAACUGCUGAUGGAGGAAAAUGAUCGAUUGCAGAAACAGGUCUCUCAGCUUGUUUGUGAAAAUGGUUAUAUGCGCCAGCAAUUGCAUAGUGCAUCAGCUGCAACUACUGAUGCAAGCGGCGACUCUGUGGUGACAACUCCUCAGCAUUCUCUCAGAGAUGCUAAUAACCCUGCAGGACUCCUAUCCGUAGCGGAGGAGACAUUGGCAGAGUUCCUAUCCAAGGCUACCGGAACUGCUGUCGAUUGGGUCCAGAUGCCUGGGAUGAAGCCUGGUCCGGAUUCAGUUGGGAUAUUUGCCAUUUCACAAAGUUGCAGUGGAGUGGCAGCAAGAGCCUGCGGCCUCGUAAGUUUAGAGCCUACGAAGAUUGCAGAGAUCCUUAAAGAUCGUCCAUCUUGGUUCCGGGACUGUCGGAGCCUUGAAGUUUUUACAAUGUUUCCUGCUGGAAAUGGAGGAACUAUAGAACUUAUAUAUACACAGACAUAUGCUCCAACUACAUUGGCUCCUGCAAGGGAUUUUUGGACCCUAAGAUACACUGCAACUUUAGACAAUGGCAGUUUUGUGGUGUGUGAAAGAUCUCUUUCCGGUUCUGGCGCUGGCCCAAAUCCUGCUUCUGCUUCACAGUUUGUUAGAGGCGCGAUGCUUCCUAGUGGUUAUCUGAUUCGACCAUGUGAGGGUGGGGGAUCAAUCGUUCAUAUUGUUGACCACCUGAAUCUUGAGGCAUGGAGUGUGCCAGAGGUGCUGAGACCGCUUUAUGAAUCGUCUAAAGUGGUAGCACAGAGAAUGACUAUUGCUGCGUUGCGCUAUAUCAGACAAAUAGCCGAAGAGACAAGCGGUGAAGUGGUGUACAGUUUGGGUAGGCAGCCAGCUGUUCUGCGAACUUUUAGCCAAAGAUUGAUCAGAGGCUUCAAUGAUGCUGUCAAUGGAUUCAAUGAUGAUGGAUGGUCAUUGGUCAACUGUGAUGGUGAUGGUGCUGACGAUGUUAUAAUUGCAGUCAAUUCAACUAAGAAUUUAACUUCUACUUCGAACCAUGCCAAUUCCCUUGCAUUACUUGGAGGUGUUCUCUGUGCAAAGGCUUCCAUGUUACUACAAAAUGUGCCCCCUGCUGUUCUUGUUCGUUUCUUGAGGGAGCACCGUUCAGAGUGGGCAGAUUUCAAUGUUGAUGCCUACUCCGCCACAUCUAUGAAAGCUGGUGCAUAUGCUUAUCCUGGGAUGAGGCCAACAAGGUUUACCGGGGGACAAAUUAUCAUGCCACUUGGCCACACAAUUGAACAAGAAGAGUUGCUUGAAGUUGUUCGACUUGAAGGCCAUUCUCUAACUCAAGAGGAUGCUUUUGCAUCGAGGGACAUUCAUCUCUUGCAGAUAUGUAGUGGAGUUGAUGAGAAUGCUGUCGGAGCCUGCUCUGAGCUUGUUUUUGCUCCAAUUGAUGAGAUGUUUCCAGAUGAUGCGCCAUUGCUUCCCUCUGGUUUCCGUAUUAUCCCACUGGAUUCAAAAACAGGUGAUUCAAAGGAUACUUUGAAUACACAUCGAACAUUAGAUUUGACAUCCAGUCUUGAAGUGGGCUCAACAACGAGCAAUGCAGCUGGAGAGCUUACUACAUUUCACAAUACUCGAUCAGUAUUAACGAUCGCCUUCCAGUUUCCAUUUGAUAAUAGUCUACAAGAGAAUGUCGCAAACAUGGCACGGCAGUAUGUUCGAAGCGUAAUUUCAUCUGUGCAGAGAGUUGCGAUGGCUAUAUCUCCAUCUGGAUUGAGUCCGUCCGUAGGACCAAAACUAUCUCCCGGCUCCCCUGAAGCUCAAACACUGGCUCACUGGAUCUGCCAGAGUUACAGUUAUCAUGUUGGGGGUGAAUUACUGAGACCUGAUUCCUUGGGCGGUGACUCGUUGUUGAAACAUUUAUGGCAUCACCAAGAUGCCAUUUUGUGUUGUUCAUUGAAGUCAAUGCCGGUUUUCAUCUUUGCAAACCAGGCAGGACUUGACAUGCUGGAGACAACAUUAGUUGCCCUUCAGGACAUCUCAUUGGACAAGAUUUUCGAUGAGUCCGGACGCAAGACGUUGUGUGCAGACUUUGCUAAGCUAAUGAACCAGGGGUUUGCAUACUUGCCGGCUGGCAUCUGCAUGUCGACGAUGGGACGCCACGUAUCGUACGAGCAAGCGAUUGCAUGGAAAGUAGUUGCAGCAGAAGAGAACUCUGUCCAUUGUCUUGCCUUCUCCUUCGUAAACUGGUCUUUUGUGUGAACGUUUUAAUUUAUUCCAUCCCUCUCACCUUUCUUCCGCUUGAACAUGCAAAAGAAGCUUGAGAAAAAAGAAAAGCAGAAAUGUGGGAAAGGAAAAGAAGUUUUGUAAUAUAUUUACCCCGGAGGUUUGCAUCAUAUUAAUUUAAUUUAAUUUUUUGCUUUGAA
Molecule: messenger RNA, 2847 nt
Organism: Malus domestica (apple)
Lineage: Eukaryota; Viridiplantae; Streptophyta; Magnoliopsida; Rosales; Rosaceae
Product: homeobox-leucine zipper protein REVOLUTA-like
Molecular function (GO): DNA-binding transcription factor activity; lipid binding; DNA binding
Source: RefSeq, marked provisional